This is a messenger RNA of Leptinotarsa decemlineata (Colorado potato beetle), 1179 nucleotides long. It is a transcript of the gene Msr-110, whose product is annotated as Msr-110. The record is from RefSeq and is a predicted model, not a curated record. Lineage: Eukaryota; Metazoa; Arthropoda; Insecta; Coleoptera; Chrysomelidae.
UGUUAUGAUUCAACCAGUCAUGAUCCCAAUCCCGCAAACCCCCUUCCGCACCCACAUGCCACAACAGAUUUCCCCAAUGAUUCAACGAGUGCCAGAACAAAUGCAAAUGCGACCACCAGUACGCCCUCCCAUGUACCAGAUGGAAAACAUUAGGCCACCAAUGCCACAUGUAAUUCAACAACAGUUACCACCCAUGUUCCAACAGCAACAGCAAGUUCCACCUAUGUUGCAACAGCAAGUCCCUCUCAUGAUUCAGCAGCAACUACCCAGACGAGAACAACAGUAUCCACGAGUACAUAUGCAAAUUCAGGUGCAACCACAGAUGCCCAUCCAAUCGCAAGGACCGCAGAUUCAACAGAAUGAAUUACCCCCAAACCCCAUUUUGCAUCACAUUGUGCAACAAAUCAUCGCUCAGAAAAUCAUUGAGAGUCAGAAAUUGCGAGAAGAGCAGAUGAAGGAAGAGCAGGCACAGGUACAACAACAGCAACAAGAAGAGCGACAACCGCAGGUUGAGAUGGAAGAGGAACGUCCACAUCGGUUCGAAGUUCCUCCUCAGGUCCCUCAAGUACCUUCACAAAAUCUGAUAGGUCAGAGGAUCCCAAUUCCCGAGGAAGUCUUGACCCAAUUGAAUAGACUCCCUAAUCGUGAUGUGAUCGUCGCCGUUGCCGAAAAUGAUUCCGAAGAAACACCACAGGAUGUUCGUUUCGUUCAGGAACAAAGACAAGGUGCAACCGAAAUGAACGGUAGACAGACUUUUGCUCGUGGUCUUCCCGUGAACAUCCCCAUAGCGAUGAUGCCCCAAGAGCAUGAAUCUCAAGAGCAAGAGCAGCAGGCAGCUUCUUCAGAAGAAUCACGACCCCACUAUGUGCAGCCCAGAUCCGUCUAACAAGUAAACCUUUGAAAAGAAGAGGAACUUGUGCUCUAACCCAUAAUACACAAGGCACAAACUACCAACCAUCACCAUAUAAUCUUUUUAUAAUCAAUAAGUAUAUUCCAUAACUUUCACUAAUUAGUUUUCUUCGAUGUAAAUACCUGCUAUGAUUUAAAAACUGUUUAUUUUCAAAAACUAGUAGCUGUGUUUAUUCCAAUAAUGAAAUACCAUUUUAUUGUAUAAAAUAGGAUUUCUUAAGAGUAAAUGUUAUGUAUAUAAGUUAAUUUUAAAAAGGUUUUUUCAGGUUA